Molecule: messenger RNA, 1355 nt
Organism: Chironomus riparius
Lineage: Eukaryota; Metazoa; Arthropoda; Insecta; Diptera; Chironomidae
Source: the annotation of a GenBank genome assembly
CCCCAGUAAAGCUUGCAUGUCGAUUAAAAUUUACCGGUUUUAAAAAAUUCAAAAUUGAGUCGAUCUUUUAUCAAUAAUAUUUUGCAAGAUUUUAAAUUAUAUAUAAUAAUUGCAUUAAACUGAGUGAUUUCCAUACUUUUAAAGUGACAAGAUACGUCCAAUUAGCUGCAAUUAGAUAAUAAUCAGCAAUAUUUUAAUGCAGAAUACAAAAGCUACAGGGAAUAAGAGUUUCAAGUGAUUAAUUUUACCGAAAAGCAAAACGUGUGUAAAGUUUAAUUACACAAAAUAGAAUUAAUAGCUAAGAGUUAAAAGCUAUAUUCAGGAAUCUCUACUUAUAAAUUAUCUCAAAAUGGAUAUACAGGAAACUCAACCAAGUGUUAAUUCUGUUAAUUUGGAACAUCAGAAUCAGCAGCAAGUUAACAGCUUUUGUCAAAAUUUAAUAAGCAACAAUCAAGUACAUUCUGUCCAAGUCCAACAAGAAGGAGAAUAUUUAAACUUAAAUAUAAAGAUUAAGAUUGAUACAGCACAAAUUCGACACAAUAACACUAUAAUUCAGAACAGUGACAAUCCAGGACAAAAUUUGAGAAAAGAUACACCGGCUACUUCAACUAAACUUGCAGACACUUCAUUAAACUUGAAUGAUUCGAUGUCAUAUGAAAGGUUUAAGGAACAACUUAUUUUACAGAACCAAAAAUCAAACAAAAAGACCCAAUUAAUGAUAAAUUCAACUGCAGAAACUAAUCCACCCAAGAAUACUAUCCGUCCUCAAUUACAAAGUGGAUUGAAGCACAACCUAAAAUGUAAUGAUAACGAAACUGCAAAAAUGCUAGUCAUUUUAGAUAGUGGAGAACAGCGAUUAAUUACUUUUAUAUCACCAAAAGAAGCGUUAACAGUACAGGAGCUUCUUGAUCAAGUUGGAAUUAAGGUCGAUGAAGAUACUCAAGUUGAAUGCCUUGAAAAUGUUGGCUCUGAAAUUGAUUAUAUUGUAAAAAUUGGAAUUUUCAAGGAACCAAACACAAAACAGUUGGUCGAAAGUGCCGAAAAUCAUGUCCAUCAACAGGAAAUAAUAGAUACAGCCACUAAGGAGCUAACGUCUCCAAAAUUGAUAGAACAUUUGCUGCCAACGAAAUUCAUUGAUGGGUACUAUGCUGUAUGCAGUGCUUGUAACUUCCAUGGACUGGAUCUUGCUAAAUGUAGUCAAUGCUAUAGGAUUUAUGAUGAUAAGGAUAAUGUUUUUCGUAUUCUGAGAAUGUCAAAGGUUUAGAAAAAGUCUCAGUAGAUGAAAAUUGUGCCUUACUCUAGUCCAUGUCAUAUUUUAAAGAAAAAUAUUAAUAAAGAGAAGUUUCAUUAACGAA